AUGUUUGUUGAUAAUUCUGACAACGUUGAAAAAGAAAUUGUAGAGCAAGAAACCAAGCAUUUCCGUAAAGUGCUCAGUACUUUUGCAUUAUAUAAGAAACAUGCAUUAUCCGCAAAUAAUCGUCGAAGAAAUGAUUACCAUUCGUUGGCGGAACGUCAUAAAACCUUAAUACCGGAUUAUUUAGAAAGAUUGAAUAAUAUAGAUAAAGCGAUUUCUAAAAAUUAUCAUGUUUUAAAGAAAAUUAUGAUUGAUAAUAUGGAAGAUAUCAAUUCGAAUAAUUUAAUUGUUGAAGAUGAUAAGGAUUCUAAAAGUUCACAAGUAACAGAAUUUGAUAUGGAUAAAUUAAGAAGCACGAUUAAACAAUUUGUUAGAGAAUGGUCAUUAGAAGGACAACCAGAAAGGGAUUCUACUUUUAAGCCUCUCCUUGGAACGUUGAUUGACUUUUACAAAGACAUUCCCAUUGAAGAAAGAUCAUCAAUUAAUGUGUUAGUUCCCGGAGCUGGUUUGGGACGAUUGGCUUUCGAUAUCGUUUCUCUUGCUGUCAAGUUAUUAUCAUCACACUUUAUUUUGAACAGGAUUGAAAAAAUUCAUCAAUACGAAAUAUAUCCUUUCAUUCAUUCUUUUUCCAAUAUCGUUUCGGUUGAUGAUCAAUUAAAACCAAUACAUAUUCCUGACGUAUUACCAAGUAAUAUUCCUCGAGAUGCAAAUUUUUCAAUGGUUGCGGGAGAUUUUGUAGAAGUAUAUACGGGUGAUCAACAUAUUGGUAGAUUUUUAUAA
Molecule: messenger RNA, 777 nt
Organism: Diversispora eburnea
Lineage: Eukaryota; Fungi; Glomeromycota; Glomeromycetes; Diversisporales; Diversisporaceae
Source: the annotation of a GenBank genome assembly